Messenger RNA from Rhodofomes roseus, 1419 nucleotides. RefSeq names its product glycoside hydrolase family 71 protein. Gene Ontology annotation, molecular function: glucan endo-1,3-alpha-glucosidase activity. The record is from RefSeq and is a predicted model, not a curated record. NCBI's taxonomy places the organism in Eukaryota, Fungi, Basidiomycota, Agaricomycetes, Polyporales, Fomitopsidaceae. The transcript has 8 exons. The coding region runs from base 62 to 1348 and encodes 428 amino acids.
GGCAACCCAAGACUGCGUCGUGUACUGACUCCUCUCAAGCAAGCCCAGAUCCCGUACCACCAUGGUAUUGAUUCUCGCUCUGCUCGGGGCAGGGGCUGCCAUGCUUCAGCUUCAGGUGGCAGAAGCUGCGAGUGUCUUCGCCCAUUUUAUGGUGCAAAACUCGUACUCCUACGCAGCAUCUGACUGGGAGAGCGACAUAACCACUGCAGCUGGUAUUGGUAUCGACGGCUUUGCCCUGAACAUCGCGCAAAAUGACUAUGAGGUUGAUCGUCUCGCCGAUGCCUUCAGUGUUGCCGAACAACAACACUUCAAGCUGUUCUUCUCUUUUGACAUGUCCUACUCUUGGGCAAGCAGCGACAUGGUUAGCAUCGUCCAGACGUACGCUACCAGCUCCGCGAUGUAUACAUGGAACAACGCCGUCCUGGUGUCUACUUACUCCGGCGAAUCGUACGGCGACUCAUUCUGGUCUGCCUUCAAGUCCACUCUGGCUGCUGACGGCAUCACGGUCAUCCUCACGCCUGCUUUCACGAGCUACCGCGACCCGAGCGACGCGGACUCAUUGAUGUCUAGUUUCCCGUCCAUUGAUGGCUUCUUUAACUGGUGGUCCUGGCCCGCCGAUGUUGAUGCCAACCUCACCACCGCCACGGACCUGGCAUAUCAAGCAGUGGUGAAGUCUGACCGUACCGGCCCCUUCAUCAUGUCUGUGUCUCCGUGGCAGUUCAAGAACCUCGGUACGAACGACUCUGACUGGGUCGAGCUGAGCGAUACGCUGUGGUACUACCGGUGGUUGCAAGCCAUCCAAGACGUGAAACCAGAUAUCGUUGAGAUCGUAACCUGGAACGACUACGCCGAGUCUCAUUACAUUGGAGAGAUCAACCCGAACGUCGAUCUUGGCGAUCAGGCCCCGAACUACGUCGAUGGCUUCCCUCAUACCUACUGGAGGAACGUAGCGCAGUACUUCAUCAGUUGGUAUAAGAACGGUAGCACGCCGACGGUCACGGACGACCAAGUCAUAUUCUGGUACCGCGGCUGGCCGAAGGACACAACCUGCAGCACUGGUUCUCUGCCUCGCAACUACGAGUAUCCCGUCGAUGCUGUCUUUGCACUGUCAUUGCUGAGCUCCGAGGCCACCGUGGGCCUGUACAUUGGGUCGAACUCGUUCACCUGGGACGCACCCGCUGGUGCUAGCAUUGGCAGCGUACCAUUCCCUAGUGAGGACGCGCAGAUCCCGUACAUAGAGAUUGUACGCGAUGGCACCACCACCAAGAGUGGCUACGGCAGCCUCAAUGUCACCCAGUCUGACUGCUCUUACUACAACUUCAAUCCUUGGGUGGGCAUCAUCGACUAAGUAGUCAAGGUCUGAUCAAUGGUCUAUUGGAAAGGAUCUACGCCUACGGAACAAAUGUCUACGGGCUAUCU